GUGGAUAAAAGCCAAAUGGAUCUAUAUUCUGAUGUUUUCUCCAUCCACAUGCAGACUAUAUUGGCUGAGCCGGGAGAUGCACGGCGUUUACCUACAAACCUUGAUGUGUUGGCUUCUGAUGUUCACUCAAAGGUGGAGUUCUACAAAAAUGCCUAUAUGGACUGCAUUGGCAUCAAUAAUGCGCUUCACGGUGUCAUGGAAGAAAAAGGAAAGCUCCAGGUAGAACAGAAAGCGGUGGUGCAACUUGCUGCUGAAAAGGACAAGCUGAUCGCUGAACUGAAUACUCAAAAGGACCAUCUGACUACCAGGAAUGAAGAACAGGCAGCAGAGAUCGAAUCCCUAAAGGAACAGCUCAGUGAAAGGGAGUCCAGCCAGGCACUACUGGCACUGAAGGGAAGUGGUCUUCAGAGUACCCAGUCGGGAAAAGUGUAUAUCAGAUCAAAGAAGAAACGACAACAACAUUCUGAUGGCAGUGGUGAAGAUGCAGAUUAUCAAGGUUUAAGCACUGAGCUUGAGGCUGCUAAAAAUGAACUGUCUGAUAUCCACUCUAAGCUUAUCAAGGGUUUUAUUGAUAUCAGUAGUACUGGAGGCAGGAAUAUUGCAAUAAAGAACAUAGGCCAACUGAGAAACAAGCCAUUCCUACAGGCAUGCCUUAAGAAGCUUACUCCCAAAGAAGCUCUAGAAAAAGCUUCUGAGCUGUACAAUUUUUGGCAGAAGCAACUGCUGAACCCAGACUGGAAGCCAUCCAAGACUCUCAUGGAUGAAGGUAUCUCGAAGGAGAUUGAUGUCCAUGAUGUCAAUCUGCAAGAGCUACGUGCUUCAUGGGGUGAAGAGGUGUACAAGGCCGUGGUGAAUUGUUUGAUGGAAAUUGAAGAGUGUGGCAGGCUGACAGACAGAACCAUCGUGCCCGAGCUUUGGAAUUUCAAGGAGAAUAGGAAGGCUACUUGCAGUGAAUGUGUUGAGUACAUUUUCAGCCAAGUGAAGCGUCUGAAUGGUUCAAAAGGCAGGACGACUCGCAGGCAAUAAUGCGGGGACAUGACAGGAUUGUGGAAUAACCUGAAGGGCAGUUAAUGCGACCUGUACAAGUACCAAGCUUAUGGCGAAGAAUUGAAGACUGGAGGAUCUGAUUUUGUCAACAAAAAAAAAAUUCCGCAGCAAAGUGUGGCAGAACAGUGUCACUGCCUGUCAUUUAGCCGUCUAGUACUAUCUAAUUAACGCAAGCAGCUCUUGUGCCCAUCUUAUUUCAACUUUACCCUUUAGUUUUAGUGUUCUUCUAGUCUCUCGAAGCAAUUCAGCAGUAGCUGCAUUGCUUUGAACAGUCAGACUUGAUAUCUAAUAUGGGCAACUUUUGCAUAGUUGCAU
Molecule: messenger RNA, 1362 nt
Organism: Lolium perenne
Lineage: Eukaryota; Viridiplantae; Streptophyta; Magnoliopsida; Poales; Poaceae
Biological process (GO): gene silencing by siRNA-directed DNA methylation
Source: RefSeq, a predicted model, not a curated record